CAACAUCAGCCUGAUCGCAAUCAAACACCAAGCAACAGCUCGUCCGUCCAUCUACUCUAGGAGCCAUCAUCAUCCUACUACAUUCAUCAUGCUGUCCCAAACUUAAUCAAUACCAUCGCAUCACUUACUCUUUUUACUUCAUCCCCACUCAACCAAAUAACCAUACCAACCCAUCCCAACCCACGAAAAAAACCAACCAUGGAAAACACAACCUCCCGCCUCCGCCGCACCUUCGCCUACCCCUCCGACUCCGACUCCGACACCCUCCCCGACAUCCUCCCCGAAACCCUCGACGAGCAAGAACAAGAAACCCUAAUCGCGGCCCUAACCCAGCAAAACGAGUUGCGAAACGCACAAUUCCGCAUCCUCCUCCUCUGUCUCCCCGCCGUGUCCACGCUCCCGUACCUAAUCGCCUUAGUGUCCCCUUCAUCUACUAGUGAUCGGAACGGCGGCACAGAUCGCUCGACGGCGUUGCUGAGUCUGACGAGUUUGGCGUGUACGGCUUGGACGCUGUGGGUGCGGAGGCCGGGGGUUACGGGGAUUGGGGUUUUGGAUGGGUGGGUUGGGGGAGGUAAGGAGGGGAAGGAUUCUGGACGGAGGAAACGCGAUGAUGAUGAUUAUGGUAGUAGGGGUGAUAUAGCGAAUUCGCCGUUUUGGGCGGAGGAACAUCGCGAUUCGCCGCUGGCUCGGUACUUGCCGUAUCUGAACGUCGGGCUGUGCGCGGUGUUGGUCCUGACAGGCUUGCUUUCGAGGUCGGGUGCUUCGCAGGGGUAUUGGGGACAUGUCGGGUUGAAUAAUCUACCUGCGAUUGUGUAUGGGGUUGUGCUGGUUGCGAAGAUGGUGAUGGGUAGUGUCGAUCCGGAGAGGGAGUUAAGCGCGCUGCGAUACGAGUAUAAGGGGGCAUAAUAGGAGCUUGCUUCUAUGCAACGCGAUACGAUAGCACGGAAGUGCUCAAUAAAAAGAAUAACGAUUCACUUUUUUA
This is a messenger RNA of Annulohypoxylon maeteangense, 982 nucleotides long. RefSeq lists its product as uncharacterized. The record is from RefSeq and is a predicted model, not a curated record. Bases 199 to 906 code for a protein of 235 amino acids. The transcript has a single exon. Lineage: Eukaryota; Fungi; Ascomycota; Sordariomycetes; Xylariales; Hypoxylaceae.